Danio rerio (zebrafish) is the source of this 6541-nucleotide messenger RNA. The record is from RefSeq and is a predicted model, not a curated record. NCBI's taxonomy places the organism in Eukaryota, Metazoa, Chordata, Actinopteri, Cypriniformes, Danionidae.
GUCGCCCUCGACGCGUGCACGGCGCGCGCUCUCCUCUCUGUUCUCAUCACCGACUAUCACUUCCGUGUUGGCGUGUCUCGACGUCACGCGGAAUGUGAAGCAGGAAACACGGAUGUGUUGCGCUUAAUCUGCAUCUACAGCCGUGUUCCGAUCCAUAUGUUGAAGCCAAACCCCCUUCCGAGCUGAUCUGAUCCAGACGCGGAGCAUCGGUUGAACGGUACCGAGUGGAGGAAUGCCUGCCGGUGUGUGUGGGUGUUGUGGUCCUCUGCGGCCGCGCUACAAACGCCUAGUCGACAACAUUUUCCCAGAGGACCCCAAGGAUGGACUGGUUAAAUCUGACAUGGAGAAGUUGACGUUUUAUGCGGUGUCAGCUCCUGAAAAGCUGGACCGCAUCGGAGCAUACCUGGCCGAGCGGCUCACCAGAGAUGUGGUACGACAUCGCUAUGGGUAUGUAGGAAUAGCGAUGGAAGCUUUGGAUCAGUUGUUGAUGGCCUGUCAUUCCCAGAGUAUCAAGCCAUUUGUGGAGAGCUUCUUACACAUGGUAGCCAAACUGCUGGAGUCCAGAGAACCAGAUUUACAAGUGCUGGGCACCAACUCGUUUGUGAAGUUUGCAAAUAUUGAGGAGGAUACGCCAUCUUACCAUCGAAGAUAUGACUUUUUCGUCUCUCAGUUCAGUGCCAUGUGUCAUUCUACACAUGAGGACCCCGAGACCCGCAGCAGGAUCCGUGUAGCAGGCAUUAAGGGUCUCCAGGGUGUUGUCAGAAAGACUGUGAAUGAUGAACUCCAGGCAAUCAUCUGGGAGCCUCAGCACAUGGAUAAACUCAUCCCUUCCAUGCUGUUCAACAUGCAAGAUAAUGAGGACUCUGAGAGGGCUGGAGAGGAGAAUCCGGCUUCGUUGGCGGAGAGCUGCUUUCGAGAGUUGCUGGGUCGCGCUGCUUAUGGCAACAUGAACAAUGCAGUGCGUCCUGUGUUAGUGCAUUUAGACAACCAUCGUCUGUGGGACCCGAAUGACUUUGCAGUUUCCUGUUUCAGGAUAAUCAUGUACUCAAUACAGGCGCAGCAUUCUCACCAUGUGAUCCAGCAAGUGUUGUCUCACCUUGACACCCACAGUAAGAACACGCCGCGUGUGAGAGCAGGUAUUGUUCAGGUGCUGCUCGAGACGGUUGCCAUUGCUGCCAAGGGCUCCAUCGGUCAUAUUGCUCAUAAUCAAAACAAUGCUUACACGUUUCUCAGUUCCGUCUCUUCACCACCCAAUCUGUGGUUGGGUCCCACGGUGCUUGAGGUGUUCAACACCCUGCUGAAGCAUCUGCGGAUGAGUGUGGAUUUUGAGCUGGGCGACGGGUCCCGCAGGAACUCCACCAGCAGCCUCUCCUCCGUCCGCACUAAAGAAAGCGAGGAACGCAUCGUCCAGAAUGCCAUCAUCCAAACCAUCGGUUUUUUUGGAGGAAAUCUUCCUGAUUACCAGAGAGCAGAAGUGAUGAUGUUCAUUAUGGGAAAAGUACCAGUUUACGGGACGCCAUGCCACACGCUGGACACGGUCAAGAUUGGGCAUCAGGGCACUAAGAGAAUCCAGGCGAUGCUGCUCAGUUCUCUUAUUAUGGUUACUUCAGGGUUUAAGUGUAAAACGAUGGGCGCUGGCCUCCCCGCAGCGUUUUUGGAGCCGCUUUGCUCCAUCUCUCUGAUGGAAGACAGUGAACUCCGGCAACUCGUCUUGGAGAUUCUCCACAACAUCAUCGAUCGUCAUGACAACAGAGCCAAACUCCGAGGGAUCCGGAUUAUUCCUAACGUAGCAGCUCUGAAGUUCAAGAGAGAAAAAAUCUGCAAAGAAGAUGUGGUCUUCAUGAAAAAGCAUGGACAGCAGUUAUACAGGCACAUUUAUCUGGGCUGUAAGGAGGAAGAUAAUCUGCAGAAGAACUUUGAACUGCUCUUCACAGCGCUGGCUCUCAUCACCAUUGAACUGGCCAAUGAGGAGGUGGUGAUUGACCUGAUGCGUCUGUCCAUCGCCCUGCAGGAUAUGGCCUUGGUCAAUGAGGAGAAUAUGCCCAUGUUUAUUCGUUGUGGCAUCAUGGCGUUGGUCGCCGCAUACCUCAACUUCCUCAGUCAGAUGAUCGCAAAUCCUCCUUUUUGCCAACAUGUCAGCAAGGUGAUUGAGCUGAGAAGUUUGGAUGCUCCGUAUCUCCUGCCGGAACACAUCUUCAGGGAAAAGUGUGUGCUUCCAGACUCUUUGGAUAGGGAAGACAAUGCGCUGUAUUUUCAGACGGCUGAUCUGGCGGAAGCAAUGACUGUACCUGGAUAUAAUGUAGAGCGACUGUCCAUACCUUACAUACCACAGGUCACAGUCCUGUACACGGUAGGAAAGAUUCUGCACAGAUGUAAACAGACAUCCAGAGACCGGAUGCCUCGUAGGAAGAGCUUUGUCGACACUAUUUCUCUCCAAGUGGACAUCAUUUCCAACAGCGUGCCUGAUCAGUCUCAGCUCGCGGAGGAGAUUACGUUUGAGACCCUGAAGAAGGCCAUUGAUACCACUGGUCUGGAGGAGCAGGAGAGGGAGAGGAGACGACAGGUGAUGGAGAAGUUCCAGAAAGCUCCGUUCGAGGAGAUCGCCGCUCACUGCGAGUCUAAGGCUAACAUGUUGCAUGAUCGCUUGGCUCAGAUUUUCGAACUCACUAUUCGCCCCCCUCCGAGCCCCUCGGGCACCGUGACCGUGACGUCAGGCCAUGCCCAGUACCAGUCUGUGCCAGUCUAUGAAAUGAAGUUCCCUGACCUCUGCGUAUACUGAACCAUGACCUUUCACCUCUUAUCACACAGACUCACAUUUGACUAGUUUGGUCCUGUGAACUUUCACUUACCUGAGCCACUUAUUUUGAUCACUAUAGACUUGACAUGCAUUCAAUCCAGCAGAAAAGAGAAGCUUUGUCAACCGGGCAGGCGCUUUACAGGCCUCCACUCUGCACCAAUCAGCACGCAGAGCUUCACAACCAGCUGUUCAAUCAUAUACCAGCUCUGUGCGCUUUUCAGUUUGAUUCUUGCACUAAACGGCAGCUCAAAGAAUCAAACUGACUUUGAACUCUUCUGUAUUGAUUCAUAGGAGUCGUUUAGAAAAUGACUCUCUGGUUGCAUUAAGGGAAAUUAAGUGCUAGCGUUGGCUUAAGUGCUUGUUUAUUUUCAUCAAAAGGAGAGUUCACCUAAAAAUAGAACAGUUGCUGUUAAUUUACUCAUCCAUCCAGUAUAUACAUGACUUUUUCUCUUCGAUAGAACAUUAAAGAAGAUGUUUAGCUGAAAUUGUGGGACAUAUUUAAUGUAAGCCAAUGGACAUCAGCACUUUUAGAGUAAACAAAGUAUACAGGCAACACAUAAUUGUUUUAUAGGUUGUGAAUCUUACUUUUAAUGUUGUAAAUAAUGUUCAGUUCUUUUUGCACGGAUUGAUCAUUCUGCUUCAUGAGUCCACAGUUUAUAAUCAGCAUCCAUUGGUAUUGUUUUAGCUUUUCCUGUAUACAUUUUUGUUUUUAACUCUCAAAAUCCAUUUACUUGCAUUUAAUCAAUGCACCACACCUUCAUCUAAACCAUCUUCUUAAAUGUUAUUUGAAAUACAAGUCAUGAAAAUCUGAAAGGGGAGUUAAUUAGCAGCAGAUUUGGAUUGCGUGCACCUUUAGCUCAUUUCUUUAGCACAUCAUCAGCAGAGAGAUUUAAACCUAAACUAGAUUUCUGCUCUCUUAAAUCUCUCCUAUAUAAAUGAUUAUAGUGUAUAGUGUACACAAGUAUAGUAUAGGCUAUUUUUGACAAAACACAUAUACUUUUAGAUGAACUGAUAGUUGCCGAGUGCUAUUCGUGUUCUGUUUUGCAUGGCUUAGCCAAAAUGUGCGUGCGUUUAGGCCUUUAUUAAUCUACAGUUAGCCUUUAACUUCGAUGUCGUGGAUGUCAAUGGGGCUUUCGUUCACCCAGAGUUCUUAGCGAUCACUAUGCUCUUCAUUUUGCCUUCACAGUAUAGAGAAACCAAAACAUUUGCUUUUCAUCACCAAAGAGCUCCGCCCACACACUUCCUUUUAUGGCCAGACAAAUGGCAGCCAGUCUUGAGCCAAUCAGAACCCGACUUCUCAUUCAGGGGGUGGGAAUGGUAUCUAAAAAGUAAAAUGAUAAAUGAUCAAGCCACAAGGGUGUUAAAGGAACACUCAACUUUUUGAGGGGAAAAUAUGCUCAUUUUACAGCUCCCCUUGAGUUUUACCAUUUUUGAAUCCAUUCAGCCAAUCUGCGGCUCUGCUGGGAGCACUUUUAGCUUAGCUUAGCAUAAAUAAUUGAAUCGGAUUAGACUAUUAGCAUCUCACUCAAAAAUAUUAUAAAUUCAUAAAUAGUAAAUCCCCACAGAAGUUAAACUGUUUAGCCUUACCAUUUUUGAAUCCAUUCAGCAGAUCUCUGGGUCUUGUGGGAGCACUUUUAGCUUAGCUUAGCAUAAGUCAUUGAAUCGGGUUAGACCAUUAGCAUCUUGCUCAAAAAUUAUAUAAAUUCAUGAAUGAUAAACUGCCCUAGAGUUAAACAAUUGAGGUUUGCCAUUUUUGAAUCCAUUCAGCCGAUCUCUGGGUCUGGCUGGUGCACUUUUAGCUUAGCUUAGCAUAAGUCAUUGAAUCGGAUUAGACUAUAAGCAUCUCACUUAAAAUUUAAAUAAAUUCAUAAAUAGAAAACUUUGUUAGAGGUAAACAGAUGAGUUUUACCAAUUUUGAAUCCAUUCAGUGGAUCUCCCGGUCUGGCUGGAGUACUUUUAGCUUAGCUUAGCAUAGCACAAAUAAUUGAAUCGGAUUAGACCAUUAGGAUCUCACUCAAAAAUUUCAUAAACACAUAAAUAGUUAAUUCCCACAGAAGUUAAACAGUUUAGUUUUACCAUUUUUGAAUCCAUUCAGUGGAUCUCCGGUCUAGCGGGAGCUCUUUUAGCUUUGCAUAGCAUAAAUCAUUGAGUUGGUUUAGACCAUUAGCAUCUCAGUCAAAAUUGACAUAAAUUCAUGAAUGGAAAACUUCAUUAGAGUUAAACAGUUAAGUUUUGCCAUUUUUGAAUCUGUUUAGCCGAUCUCUGGGUCUGGCGGGAGUACUUUUAGCAUAGCAUAGCAUAAAUUACUGAAUCAGAUUAGACCAUUAGCAUCUCGGUUAAAAAUUGUAUAUAUUCAUAAACGGUAAACCUCAUCAGUUUAACAAGCAUAUUUCCACAAAAAUAAGUGGAGUGAUCCUUUAAAUGGGCUUUUCGGGUAACUAUUUCAUCAUCCUUGGACUGUAAAACAAAAAAAAAUGUGUCAUGCUGAAUUCUGACAAUGUUAUUUGCGACUGUUAGAUGCUGAAAAAUACUUUGCUGGAAAUGUUUUACAUCAUCCGAGCUUCCUGUGGUGAGAGCUGUGAUCAACUUCACUCGUUUAGCUGGUAGAAACCCGUCUACGUACUGUAGGUUAUAUUGGGUGAUUUUUGAGGUGCUUUAAUUGGAUUCUGGGGAUUUGUCGUAAUGUGGCUGGUUUGUUUUUGUUUUUGAAUGUAUUUAUGUGGACGCGACAGGCAAGUGUUUCUGCAGGGGUGGUGCAUUUAAAUGCCGUUGCCAUUUUUGUUGGGCCUCGGAAAUGGUUGCACUGCAUUGUGGGAUUUGUAUGCACAGAAAGUAAAGAAUGUUUUGAAGUGUUUAAAGGUCAAGCUUCCUAGAUGGCAACUGAUGGGAUUGAUUUGUUGUCAGCUAUAAUUUCCAGUCGAUGACAGUGAGACAGCAGCUUUUCUGCCCUGAUGCUGAUCUAUCUAGUCUACGAAAGCAAGUAUGAAGUGUAAAAGGAAGGAUUUCGAUGAGAAAUAGUCAGUCUUUGGCCGUUGUGUAUUUUCUUAGACUUGCUGCAUUUCAACAGAAGUUGCUUUGCGACACUGAUUUAACGCUGUGAGGAAAUCAGGCACGUUAUUUCUGUAGAAAUAAAAACCCGUAAAUGAUUUCUAGAAUAAUGCAAUAUAUUUUUGGUGUAAUAUGAAAUAGGAAUGUGAUGUUUCAUUGACGCAUCAUCUUUAAUGCACCUUUAGAGACGUGUGUGUGUGUGUGUUUGUGUAAAAGGGACACAGUCAGGUUUAUUUUUGCAUGCUUUUUACAUUUUUGAAGGGAAGUCAGUCUUACUGUAUCUGCUAAAAUCAUUUUAGUAUCAUUUUCUUGUAUUAUUUUCAUCCUCGGUGGAACUUUAUGGUACAUUUAUGUUCAUCACAUGAUUUAACAAACUAAUAUUUAGUUCUAUUUUAUCUGUAAUUGUUUUGUUCUGUAUGGGAGAAAAGUGAUGAGGUAGAUUUCAGGGUUGUUGUUGAUGUAUGAAACGGUACGAGUUUUGCGCUCUUCCAUGUGAAGAUUGUCCAGAGAUUACGAGUAAAUCUACAUGCAUCAUGCUAGAUUUCAAUGGGUAAAGGUUUGAACCACUGCAGUGUUUCUUGUGAAAUCUCUUAGCCAUAUCCAAGUUCACCGUCUGACAGUGUCGCCACAUUAAUGUGCAAUGAGAUUUUAUGUACGAGAUCUUAAUAAAGUCUUAAUAAAGAUUUUGUAUUUAAA